GCAGAUCCCGGGACGGAGGGGGCGGGGACUGCCGGGCCGCGCAGGAGUGGGCUGCCUGGGCCUCGCGCUCCCGCUCACUCGCGCCGCCGCCGCCUGCGCUCUCAGCACGGCUCGGAGCUGCUCGGCGCCCUAGCUGCCCGCCCGACCGGCCGCUCCGGCCCGCGGCGCCCAUGGCUGUGCGCGGCGCCAACACCUUGACGCCCUUCUCCAUCCAGGCGAUCCUCAACAAGAAAGAGGAGCGCGCUGGGCUGACCGCGCCGGACGGGCGCCCGCUGCCCGGGGGCACGGCGGUGACAGUGGCAGCGCCCGCUGUCUGCUGUUGGAGGCUUUUUGGGGAGACCGACGCUGACGCGCUGGGAGGUGUUGAGGACUCUCUGCUGGCGUCUCCGGCCCGUACCAGAACAGCUGCGGGACGGACUGCGGAGAGCCCGGGAGGCUGGGACUCGGACUCGGCUCUGAGCGAGGAGAACGAGGGCAAAAGGCGCUGCACCGAUGCCCCAGGGGCCAGCGGGGCCGGCCGCACCAGAGGAGCCCUGAGCCGCGGCCAGCCGAUCUGCGAGCUGCCCGCCUCCAAGGACCUGGACGAGGAAGCUGCGGGCCGGAGCGACAGCGAGAUGUCGGCCAGCGUCUCAGGCGACCACAGCCCAAGCGCUGAGGAUGACGGUGUUGGCGCCGGAGGUGCACGCGUGCCCGCGUUGUGCGGAGGAGCCGGCGGCGGGGGCAGCAGCGUGCCGGCGGGCUGCGUGGAGGAGGAGGAGGGGCCGGCGGCUCCCAAGCCCCGCAAGAAGCGCUCUCGAGCAGCCUUCUCCCACGCGCAGGUCUUCGAGCUGGAGCGUCGUUUUAACCACCAGCGCUACUUGUCAGGGCCGGAGCGUGCUGACCUGGCCGCGUCUCUGAAGCUCACGGAGACGCAGGUGAAGAUCUGGUUCCAGAACCGUCGCUACAAGACCAAGCGCCGGCAGAUGGCCGCCGACCUGCUGGCCUCGGCGCCGGCCGCCAAGAAGGUGGCGGUAAAGGUGCUGGUGCGGGACGACCAGAGACAGUACCUACCCGGCGAGGUGCUGCGGCCGCCCUCGCUUCUGCCACUGCAGCCCUCCUAUUAUUACCCUUACUACUGCCUCCCGGGCUGGGCGCUCUCCACGUGUGCGGCCGCCGCGGGCACCCAGUGAGCCCGCCGGGAGAGGCAACCAAGAUGCCCGCACCCAGCUCCUACGGCGGUGUGGACCGGGGUCGGUGCCGGGCGCUCCGACGCGGGGCGCGCGAAGGAUGCAAUGGGGCGCUGGCUCUGCCCACCCGGACUGCGCCCUGGCCCCGGACUGCGUGUGCCCAGAGGGGGCGCCUUUUUCUAACUGAACAAAGGCAUCCUAUGGCCUAGGGCCCUGCUCACCGCUCACCUGCCUAGAGGCCCUGGGACACUAUUUAUUACCACGACAAUGAUGGAUUUGGAUUUGGAUGAUGUCUGCCUGCUGGGGGUGACUUUUCCCCAGAGCAUGAACUCAUGGAGACCACAUCGCCUGAACCCAGAAGGUCAGGCCUGCUGGGAGCUUCGUGCGCUAGGCCACACUAACUAGUUCAUGGUAUCCAUGCUACCAAUCUAUGUGUAUCUACAUAUCUUUUAUUUUUGGAAAUUGCGUCUAUAACAAAGGGGUGAGGAACUUGGCCACGCCAGCCAGCGGUUGAUUCCAGCCGUGAAGGAUUUAGCUUCCAGGUCCCCACUCCACCUUCCUGAGUCAGAGCUCUGGUAGGGGCGCCCUAUUGGGUGCCCAAUGUAAGGAAGGGAGAGUAGAGCAGGUUAGGGGUCCCCAUUCCUUCCGUCUCUGGAGUCCAGGGCCCUCCCGGGGUGGGAAGCGUCAGGGAAGGCUGGAAAGAGAAGAGCGCGCACGCCUGGGCAGCCCUUUGCAGAAAGAAACUUUCCUUCAUUUCUUUUUAUUCUUUAAAGGAGAUUAAGACCCGUAGCACUUUUCAGUUGUUUGUAUUCAAAUGACGGUUAUUUUUGUACUCAAUGUGAAUAUCCCUGGCCCGCCUUUCCAGGGCGCCCUCGGCGGUGGCGCUGCCCGGCGCUAGGCCCCUCAUGUGCACCUCUGCGACUCUGGCCUCCUUGCCCGGAACUCCCUUGCCAGCCCUACACCCACCCUUAUGCGGGUGAUCCUACCUGGCCUGUCAGCCUCGCCGCUUUUCGCCCCCUUAAGGGCACUGUGCAACUAGAGUAUUAACUGUAAAAAUAUUU
Molecule: messenger RNA, 2227 nt
Organism: Nycticebus coucang (slow loris)
Lineage: Eukaryota; Metazoa; Chordata; Mammalia; Primates; Lorisidae
Gene: NKX3-2
Product: NK3 homeobox 2
Exons: 2
Coding region: 171-1169 (332 amino acids)
Biological process (GO): cell differentiation; regulation of transcription by RNA polymerase II
Cellular component (GO): nucleus
Molecular function (GO): DNA-binding transcription factor activity, RNA polymerase II-specific; RNA polymerase II cis-regulatory region sequence-specific DNA binding
Source: RefSeq, a predicted model, not a curated record